GCCGUUGAAUACAUGACUGCAAUACCAGUACCACGUGGGACAUUUCCAAUAUGGCGGACAAAAAGACCCAGAAUAUCAAGAGAAAAAGGAAAUUGAGGUCAAAAAAUCAAGACGAUUUUUCGUUAGAAGAUGUGCUUGCAUUAGGCGGAGAUAAGGUCCGUGACAUUUGCUCUCUUGAAGUCGCAAGAUGCAAUUCUAACAACUCCUGAAUUGAAAAUCCUUUAUCUGGUUGUACGUACCUGGAAUUUUGAGUUUAUAUUUCAUAUUUUUCUAUAUGUGUCAGGAUGACUUCGAAAUGAUAAAGGACUUGGAUGUAUCAGGUGAUUAUGUUGCUGGUGAGGAGAAUUCUGGAAUUAUAGAAACAAAAGAGGUAACUGAAGAAUGUUUAAGCUAAAUAUAUGAGGACUUAUUAUUUAUGUUUGAUAUCAAUUCAACUGUACAGACUGUGCACUGAAAUCGUUUAAAAAUUGUAAGUUUUGUUAAGCAUGGACCACCUGAUAGUAAAGUGUGUCCUGUUUGUCCCCUAGAUAGUGUCAUUCAUAAAGGAUCUUGGCUUGGACAAGCUUCACUUCAAAGAAGAAAAUGUCAGGUAAAUACAAAUUUGUGGAUGAAUUCCCUUUUGAGUACCUGGCCAUGGGAAGCCAGAGAAAAUCAAGGUCCAGUUCAAGCUAUCAAAACAGUGGCGGAUGCAGGGGAGGGACCCAGCCCCUGCCCCCCGCCCCCUUACUUUUAAGUCCACACUGAGGCUCGAAGGGCUGAAAAAAAUUUUUCUGAAGGUUCGGAUACACCACUGCAUUUCUUAGGGGUUCGUAACACGUUCGUGGGAGAGGAAUGAUUGCGUGACGAAUCCGUAAGAACAUCUGAGUGGGAGGCUACUGCAAAAGGCAGUUUGCUUCUUUUGCAAUAAGGUAGACUUACAUUGUAUUGUUUAUAAAUACAGUUUCUUGCUAGGAAUGUGACUUUAAUAGGGACCCCAGGGCCCUCUCUGAAGGCCCUGGUAAGGUAUAAUUUUAGACAAGCAACAUGGCCUUGAAACAGUGACAACAGUGAUUAUAGAACAGGAGAAAUGAUAACAAACAAGACAAAGAUGGUUUGCAACUGUUACAGCAACAGAAGUGCAAAUACAAUAGUAAAAUACAAACAGCGACGUGGCCUCCUCCUCAAUACGCGAAACAACAGGUUUUGAAAUUCAGACUGGGGACCUAUGUAACCCCCCUAAGAGGGCCUCUCUCUCCGCUGAAAAGUGAUUGGCCGGGUUAAAAGUUAGAAGGAGUGUAACUCUUAUUAGUAUUCACCAAAUCAGUGGAUAGCUAGCAAUUUUUGCACAUUCUGAUUGGCUCCCGUAACUUGGAAUAUCCUUGGAUAUUCACUGUUUUGGAAUGGGGUUCAAAAUGGCAUCUUGCCUUGUGACAGUUUCGAAAGAUGCAAUUUUAGUGGUAAAUGCAGCAGCUGUACCAACAAAUACCAAGGAAGAGGCCACAUUUGGCUUGCCAGUGUUUACAGGUUGAUAGAAAAAAAUUUUCUCACUGAAUUUGCAACAAAAUCAUAAAAAAUAAUCCCCGAAACACUGUCAAUUAUUGGUAAACAAACUCUUGCUAAAGGGCGUCUUUUAUUUACAAAAAGGUUCCUUUUUUUAUUUUUAUCCAACUGAUUUGGUAAAUAUUAUACUAAAACAACUAUCCCCCUCAGGGUCGGUUCAUAGCGCUAGAUAUAUACCUUGACACUUUGCGCCUUGAUAUAUAUCCACCACUAUCCAUCUCCCCUUCGGGGGAUAGUUGUAUACUGUUCCAUGAUAUAUUUAUAUAUAUUUGUCAUUAAUAAUAAAUAAAUGAAUAAACAAAUAAAUUAGUCAAGGCAAUGGGAGUCAUGUAGGGCCAUAUUUCCACCUUCCCCUUCGAUCAAUGAUUAAUAAUAAUUAUUAGUGUCUCUUUUCCUUUGACAGAGAGGGCAUUGGAGAAGAAAAAAAUAGCAAAUCAAGGAACCAGCCUGGCAAUACAGAAAUUCCUAAGAGUAAUCUUGACGAAAAAGAACCAAAGAGAAAGAAGGAAAAGAAAAAUAAAUCUAAAAGUGAUGCAAAUCAGAAACAAUCUGCAGAUUCUAAGAAAGUUUUAUCUGAUGUUGCCCAAGUACCUUCAUCUGACAAGAAGCUGGUCCUUCCUGAAAGGAGACAGGGUCCACAUGAGAAGUUACUUAUUACUCCUGGUGGGUUGUGGUAUGAUCUGGUAAGUAUUCAAGGGGAUUAUCUUAAUCAUGAAAGACGGGUUCCAGGAAAAACUUCCAAAUGACUUCUGAUCAACUCACUGCUAGGUUCAUCCAACUAUACAUUGUAUUUUUUGUGAAACACAAAGAAAGAAUUUUUACAUCUACAAGCCACUUUAUAAUUUUUAGGGCCUUGCUCCACAUGCAUCCUUUUAUUUAAUAUUGAUUUUAGGUUACCUGACAUGUAUUUUCUGUGCUAAAAUAGUUGGGCUGCCAUGUUCCAUGUAACAUGCCCCCCCCCCCCCUGUUCAUCCCUUUAAUGUCCAUGAGCUUUUACAUUGUUAAGACUUGAAGGUUCUUUUGACCAGACUUUUUUGAAAAUGGACAGAUUGAUGCUCACCUCAGAAAAUAAUGUGGAAUUUUCCUUGGGACCCCCUGAUCAUGAAUUAGAUAUUUACAGUGAAUGAACAACCUGCUUUCUUGUUGAAUUGAUAAACUUUUUGACAUCUGUUAGCUUUUUUCAGAUACUUUCAAGGCAAGCUUGGUGGGUCAAUGUUUAAAAAAAGCAGUCAAAAUCGAAGAUGUUUUGCAGGCAUAACCAUGCAACAUUAAGGAGUAAAUCAAAGGGAAUCUUUCAGAGGCACAUUUUGGCUUUCAAAACAAUCAUCUUAGGUUCUAAUUUUUAUGCCACAAAAAUUAUUGUGUGUGUAGAACCCCUAAAAAAAAUGUCCAAAACUUUGACAAGUGGCAGCAUAGUAGUAGAACCUUCCCUGUAAAUUAUUUAAGCAAUUGAUGAGUAUUUUUGCUGUAGAUUGUGGAAGAGAAAACCACCCAGCUGCCUCCAAGUCCUGCAGAUGUUACCCAGCUCUCUGCGGAAGCAGCAGAACUUCUGGCAAAUGAAGUUCGACUCUUUGAAAAAAGUUAGUGCAUAGCAGUGAAGCUGAAAACAAUCUUUAAACUUUUCCAUGUAUUUCCUCUAUGUACAAUGUGUAUUUGAAUUGAAACUUUUAAGUUCAAUUGAAUUGUUCAGCAACACAGUAAGCCAUGGUCAUCUCUUGUCUUGUAGUGAAAGCUAAAGAGAAAUCAUCAGAUUCACAAUGGUUAAGAUCAGUUGUCAGCUCAGGGACAUUGAAAGAUAAAGUUGCUGCUCUUACUAUCCAAGUGCAGGUGAGUUUUUUUUAAUAAUUGUGAUGUUAUAAUCCUUACUUCUGAAUUAUUGUUUUAUUUAUUAAUUUUUUUUACUAUAAAAUUUUCUCACUUCAGUUUUCUCAUGAUCUAGGUAGUCUGGAAUGACUACAUUUACUGUUGAUUGACUUAGCUUUUCCAAGUGUACCUUAUAUAUCUGUCUCUGAAUUUAUUUAUUUAUUUUUUGUUAUGCAUGUGUGAAUUUUGAUAGUAGUUCCAAGAUAGGAGCUGAAUGUUUCAACACUGAGUCCAGAACUUUAAUAGCUUGGAGUCUAACUGUCGUUUGCAAUGCAUAUGCUGUCAAUUUUGUUUUAUUUUCUAGGAAUCUGCUGUACAUCGUCUGAAAGUUUUGGAUAUGUUAAUUAAUAUGGCUAAGAAGAAAGGAAGGAGAGAGAGUAUUAUAGCCGUAGGUUAGUAGCAUGGGUGUAACAGAGAACUUUUAUUAGCAACUGAGACUGGGGUAGAGAGUGGCUAGAAAAAUACUUCAGGAACAAAAACAAUGCAUCUAGAUGUACAGCUGUCUAGAGAAUACAGACCUUGAUAACACAGACCACAGACCUCAGACCCAGGCUGUAUCCAAGCAAAUGAGAUGUAGUUUCAUGCAAUUUCCAGUUGUCAUAUGCAAUACACUAAGUUAGUUUUGAGGACAAUUUGAACACAAAUAUGAAAGCCUUCUCUCCUAGUUUAAAACCUGGAAUUUUUCUGUGUGUGUGGUCAUAGCUGUAGGAAUGGUGAGGACAGGUGGGCCUCCCUUGCCUUCCCCUCUUGCCUCCAACCCUUUUUUGGGAAAAUAUUCUUGAAAAAAGACUUUAUUUUUUAAGGACUCAGGCAACUGCGUAUGCCACUGGCACUUCAACCUUUGUGCCCUCUCACUUACAAGUUCUUUUCUAUGUGCCUGGGCCUGGUUGUUCAAAAGAUGGAUCACUAUCCACUAGAUUAAUCACUAUCCAGUGGAUAGGUAUGAGGAAAAUGAAUUGUGCUAUCCAGUGGAUAGAGAUUUAUUUAAAGGAUAGCGUUAUUCACCUUUUGAACAACUGGGAUCAGGUAAUUGUUUGACUUUAAAUUCCUUUCUCCUCAAGUCAGUUCCCUGCUCAAAGCAGUGAACAACAACAACAACAACAACAAAAACAGAGACAGAUUGAGAGAGAGGUGGUUCUUAUUGCUGUUGUAGACCUCCAAACAAAUGGAAUUGACUAUAAGCAAGGUUACUUUAAGUAAGAAGAGAGUGUUUUUUGUGUUCAUUUUUUUGCAUAUUCUCAGAUAUGUUGAAAGAACUUUGGAUGACACUGCUGUUGCCAGACAGUCGCAAGUUGAAAACGUUUGGUCAGGUUUGUGAGUUUAAUUUUGCCUAGCUACAGUUAUUUUCACGAUUAUAAAGGCUGCUAGUUCCCUGUUAGGUCUUUUCCCUUUGAAUAUGCCACUCUUUUUGUUGUGUUAAUUAUUGUGAUAAAUUGCGUGACUGAGCAUACGAAAUUUAUCGUGGAAAAAUCAAUCAGAAGGCUCUCUGUGGCCCCAAAUGGAAUUCCAUAUUGAGAAAAUCAGACAUUUUUCAGUUGAAUUCCUUCUGAAAAGUGAAAACCAAACCAAACCAAACUUGAUGGCCAUUCACAACACACACGUAAAUUCAAGUGCAUCAAUCAGGAUCCUUGAAGCAAGCACAGGUAGCUGGGGCAAUUCAGGGGUUUAACUUCUGAUUUGUUGAGAAAGUGGCGUGAGAAUUGUAGCCAAUGACAAGGAGUUACAAUGUAUUUUUUUAAUCACGUUUUUUAAUUAUAACUUUCUGUGCGCUUACUGAAGUCAAUCCACGUUAAUGUUGUCUAGCGUAUGGGUUAGGUUAAGUAUGUUUGCUAUCUGGUUUUUGGUUUCAGCAACCUUUAGCGUCUUUAGUCGAUAUUGUCAGCAAAGGAGGAGGCUGGGAUGAACGGGACAGGCGUCUUAUCCUCUGGCAUUUUGAAGAAUUACUCAAACAACGAUAUAAGGAGUACGUUGGAGUUGUCGAGGUAAGCCAUGCAAGGGAUUUUAAAUAUGGAAUGAAUAAUUAAUUCACUGUGCUUUCUAUGCGCUCUUUCACCUCGAGUAGAAUUUCACCUGCAGUUCAGGUGGUAAAGACAACUGACAGCAGGAAGAAAACAGAGCAGAAAAAGCCUCGCGAGGGCUGGUUAGAAGGCAGUGAUUUUGUUACCUCUGCGUCCUGUGUCCCUGACGCAUAAAAAUUUCCAAAGACGCAAAAUAAUUUGUGGCAUGCAUCCUGCAGGACGCUCACGCAAAGAUCGAGUGAUCGAUCUGAAGAUAUUUUUUUUAGAAUAUCCUGUUUGUAUGAUUUCUGUGGCUGUUACUGUGGCUGUUGUUAGACGACCCUUAUUUCUUUUAGUCUUGUUGUGCUUUACAAUGGAAGAAGUAUAUUUUUAUUUCAGUAAACUGUAAUACGGAGUUUUGAAGUCUGUCUUCAGAUUAACUGUGACUCAAUGGCUCUGGACUGGGACACAUAAGUUUUCACAAGAAGAGUCCCAAGACUCGCCGUAACAUUACAGUCUCCAUUUCGUACCGCUCCCCAUUAUCUGAACACUAAAAACAGGCUACGUUUAGGGAGCAGGGCGACGGCAACGAGAAUUGAAAAAUAAAAGAAGUAAAUAAAUAAAUAGAUAACAAGCCUAAUGAGUGGCAAAAAACAAUAACCACAACAACAACAACAACAAAAACAAAAACAAAACGACUCUGCACGUGCAUUACAAUUUAGGUUCAUUUCGUUGACGUCAUUGCAAGAUUACAGGUCGGUUUACCUGUUACAAUUUGUCGGCCCGAUGUGCGUCUUGCGACUGAUUUGUAAAGAAAAGCAUUUAUGGUGGGCACAAAACUCGGCCCGACUUUAAUUUGUAGCUAGUAUCGGCCCUAUGGUAGACCUGUCGGUAUUUAUCUUUGCGUUUCCUUCAAUUAGAAAGAUCGUCCAAUAAAUCGUAUCGUUAGUAAAUUGGCUUUUAAUUUAGGCCGACAGAUGGCGCCGGAAAUUCGUGUCGUGUAAACUGGCCUUGCGACGUAAAGUGUUCAAAUGAGGAGUGGUUUCUGAGGAGAACACACGAGGACAAAUUUUCCCUUUCCUUUUUGAACUUAAAUGGGCUCCUUUUGACUUCAUUUCCAGUAAAUUUUGACUGAAUAUGAUUUCGAUAAAUUUGGAGAGAAAGCGAAUUCACGUAGUGUUAUAAAAUACGUUUUUACGUGCCGUCGCCUCAGUCGAUGUUUUUAAGUUCCCUAUUAGAAGUUACAGGUUCAUACAGACAAUAGCUAGGCCAUUUCUGAGUUUCUUCGGGCCUAAAUCAAAACGAGGUUAAGUGCUCCGCCUUUGAUAUGUAAAUGGUUUUUCAUUCUAAUAAAAAAAACUCGUUUUCACAGGAAAGGUUGUGCUCUUGGCCUCAUUUUGAAAAUGAGGGUCUUUGGUACUCGGAAGUGGCCUAUUGCGGAUAAAAGUUUUAGUGACAAUGGUCAUUUUUCCUUUGUAUGCAGAAUCUUCUUCACGAUACUUUGGUAAACAUCAGAAGCAAGAUUUUAGGUGAGUAAAGAACUGGCCUAGAAUUCGCUAUCUAAUAAGCUGGAGUCCAAAUGGUAGUAAAUGUAAAAUAUUUCCAGAUUAGAUACAAAAGGACAGACUUUUUUUGGUCCUAAAACUUUCAUUGCGCCUAAAACUUUCAGUAUUUGAAGUGCGUAAUUAUUGCGCCUUACCGCCCCACCCCAGCACCCACCUCCAAGAAAAAAAACCGCUCUUAUCUAGUCAUUUUUAAAAAUUCGUAAAGAUAUGUCUUAUAUUAUUCCGUUAAUUGUCGUUGUUUGCAAUCGCGCUGGCUGGGAUGAGGACUAGACGGAUUUUAAGUACGAAGACAGACUACACACCGUCUAGAUUUAUUCUCUUGAUUUAUUAAUUUUUAUCAUUAUUUUUUUUAUUCCUACAGGCACGGUUUUUGAUUUGCUGUGUGAGAAACCUGAGCAAGAGCAAGUGAGUUAUCAAGUUAAAGAAACCUUUUUGCAUGUGAAACGUGGUCUGAUACUCAGAAAACCGUGAACAUCAGAAAGAUUUAGGGAUUUUUUUUGUUUGCAAUUAAAACGACAAUCAGGCGUGAAGAAACGUAGCCUGUGUACAGCCGCCCCUCCCCUCAAGGAAGGGGGAGGGGCGGUUGUACACAGGCUAGAGGAAACGAGGGGAGGGAAAAUUAUUAAAGUGAAGGGAACAAAAUCCGUGCUUAAAAAGGUGCGUGCAGUCGGUUAUUGUGGUCUUUUUAGUUGUCCUUGUAUUCAUCCUGGUCAUCGUGGUCAUUUGGUGGUUGUGGUGACUGUGGUCAUUGUUGACGUUGUGGUCAUUUACCAUUUUCACAUAGACCAUAAUGCACCUUGUUUAUCCCCCCCCCAAAAAAAAAAAGAUGCAUGACCAUUGUCUUCGAUUUCUCUUAGGACGACCGUAAUACCCUGGAGAAAUUGGAAGCAAUGGUUAUCCAAAAUUUUGGGGGGCAAAUUUAUGGUUGUUAUAGUCAGUUUUAUCUUCGUGAUCAUCGUGGCUGUCGUGGUCAUUGUGGUCGUGUUGGUUAAUUAUUGUGUGUUGCCCUGGUCGUCAUUGUGGUCGUUGUCUUUACGGUCGUUGGAGUAAAACUUUAGGCAUAUCUUAUUUUGAAAGCUGUGAGCAUUGAAAAGCUUAAGGUAGGACAAGAGAAUUAGUACCCGUAGACGGCUUGAUGGAAGAUGGCCAACAGAAAACCCAAACGGGCCAUUGAAACCCCGUCUGUCUCCACACCCCUUUUUCUCCUCUUCAUACCAUGUCUGCACCCUGCCAUAACUGCCAUGAUGUUGGUAUUGUCAUUGUGGGCAUACUUUUUUUUCACUACUACCUCCUGAACUAACAAACUCUGAGGAGAUGCUUUAGAUCAAAGCAUUUUACAGAUUGCUGAAUGAAAUUUCGAGUUUUUGUCUUAUUUUGACCUUGGCCGUUUCUAGGAGUGAAAUUCAUGGGUUAAUUUUCUGUAUACUUUACAUGUAGGUCCUGUUGAGUCUUCUUAUAAACAAAAUCGGUGACCCUGACCGAAAAGUCGCAUCAAAAGCUGUUUAUCUCACAAGAACCUUAGGUAAGGAGCAGUUUUCAAAACAAAAAACUAUCUUUGGUAGGUAAUAAGUCAAUAAUCGUUUAAAACUAGUAGAAAUCAAAGAUUGAUGAAGUGCGGGUUUGCAUUCGUUUGUGAUAUAACGUGGUUUUGAGUCAAAGGAGAACUAGUGUGAUAUUUUACAGUUUCUGAGUGAAAACGAUGCAAUUUUUGCUUGCAUGAAAACGGGGUAAAUUUGCGUCGCCAUAGACUAUUCUUGAUUUAUUUUACCCCCAGAACUAAGUAAGGAAGCGGCCUGUUGACCUCGGAAACUGUUUAUCUUUGUAUAAGAGUUCUUCCUUCAAUGUCUCUUCGAGCACGAUUAAGGUUAUAUUUACACCAGUCCGUGGAAGUUUGAAAAUACAUAUAACCGCUUCCGUUCACAGUUUCCGUUCACACUUAAACGAUGUAAACAAUCAUGAGGCAGUUUAAGUAACGACGUUUUUGAGCGACACACGUCAACCAGUAGUAAGUCUUCAUCCCUCUUGAUAUGCCUUGAUGUUACCAGAUUUGUAUUGCUAAGUGUCUUUACUCUGAUAGAGACCAGAGACGAUCUGCUAGUAACUUUAUUCAAAAUCACGACCCAAGAUUGCAAAAAGUCCACUUCCAGUUGACGCGCGUCGCUUAAAAACGUCGUUGCUUAAAGGGGCUGUGUCACGAAAUUCAGCCAAGUUAGGGAAAUUAAAAAAUGCCCGUUAAAUUAAGAGAAACAUAAAAAUAACCGCUUAAAACUUUAAAGGAAGGUUAAAAUAACAUAACAGAAACAACAGAUGCCACGGAUGGGCAAAACUGAAGAAGAUUGAAACGGAUUGAAAUUAGGAUUUUUGAAAACUGUUCAGCCUAACAGUUUUUCAAAGUUGAUCCCUGUUGCUUGCAGCUUCAAAAAUAUUUGUUUGGGGACAUAUUUGUUAGUUUCGGAUCUCUGAUUUUGUCAUUUACAUGUAAUUUCUUUGCUUACGUUAAGUUCCAUAGCGAUUGAGCGCGAGUAAUUCGCAAAAUUAAACAAAAUGAACUUGAUUGCCGUGACACAGCCCCUUUAAACUCCCUAUCGUAAACGGUCUCUAAAGUGGAGCCGGCGCUUCAUAAACUGAUGAUAUUGUUCUCAUCGUGUGGACAGCUGUAGCUGUUCCUGUUCAAAAUUGUAUGCGUUUACACAGUCUUAGAUUGAAGCUCUUCCAAACCCUUAGCUGAACAGAAACUAAGUGUGAUCGUUUGGUUUUUAGUCACUAAGCAUCCUAACAUGAAAGUGGUUAUCACGAAAGAGAUUGAGAAACUGCUGUACAGACCCAACAUCUCCAUCAAGGCCCAGUAAGUAUUCUGGACUCAUCUCCUUCAAAUCCAGGGGAGUAUAGUGAGCUGUAUCUUUAUCAAACCGCAGGGAAUUUAGUUAGCUGUAUUUGCAUCAAAUCCUAGGGAUUAAAGCUAGUUGUAUCUGCAUUAAAUCCCAGUAAGUAUACUUAACUCUAUUUCCAUCAAAUCCCAGGGAGUUUUGUGAGCUGUUUAUGCAUCAAAUCCUAGGGAGUAUAGUUAGCUUUAUCUGCACCAAAUCCCAGGAAUUAUAGUGAGCUGUGUAUCCAUCAAAUCCCAGGUAGCGUAGUGAACUGUAUCUCCAUCAAAGACCAGUAUAAGAAUAUUGAAGAGGAAUUGAAUUGCUUGGAAUACUUGUCGUAAGUACAGAAAGGUAGAGAUCAUGCACAAUCAAGGAGUGAAAAAAAAAAAGAGAAGAGGAAGGAAAUGCCAAAGGUGAAACUCGUUUUUAAAUAGAAAAGAUUAAAAAUCAUCCUGUCACGGGCAAAGGACAAAGAAGUCCCUGACAGAAUAUCAAACCUAUGAUCUUCCAAACACUGGGUGGGUUGUCUAUACAUUGAACUAAGGAGAGACUUGUGGAGAGCUAUGCAGUUUACUAGGUACAUAUGUGGCACGUAUGCUUCCUGCAUACUGCUGGGAUCAGCAAUGUCGACAGCCAGGCUGUUAUAUGGUGAUAAAUAAGAAGGAUUGCAUUUUUUCUUUGUUUCUUCCUGCUUACGUUACCAUUGCUUUUCAAGAAAUGUUUGAAUUUUGUUGCAGAUACUUUGCUGUGUGUUUUCUUAAUCAGCUGAUCCUUACCAAACGCGAUCGUGAACUUGCCACCAGACUUAUUUCCAUUUAUUUUUCAUUCUUUGGGGUAGGUUCUCUUUAACUUUGCUUUGUGUGUAAUUUUUUUCCCUACUGUUUUAGGAUCUCUUCUUAAGAGCGGUUAAAGGUUUUUCUUUGUUGUUUGAACACGUAACUAAUUGGUCUCACGUUUUUUUUUUAAGGCGUUCUUAAAGAAAGGAGAGAUGGAAGCAAAGAUGUUGAGUGCUCUUCUCACAGGAGUCAACAGAGCUUUCCCAUAUGCCCAAGGUAUUGUAACGUUUUUUUUUUUAUUUUAAUUUUGUAACGUAAACAUUUUUGAGCCAAUGUAACAGGCCCUGUCUCAUCCCCAGUCCUCCGUGUUCGCUCCCGGGACUCGCGCGGUGUCAUGAGAACGAUGCACUGCUGCCCAGCCUUCCCAUGUUCACUGCGCCCACUUUUUCCCGCGUUGUAGUAUCGCCAAUGGACAAGCCGGUGACAAGCUUGUAACAAUAAGGGUGCAUGCACAUAUGCACAACUAAUGGAAAUAAAUCAGGUUUUUUUUUCGCGUUUUUAGAAGAGGAUGAGAAAUACAACGAUCAAAUCAACACACUUUUCCGAACUGUGCACAUUGGUACCUUUAACACAAGCGUUCAGGUUUGUUGAAGCCGAGUUAGUAAACACAUUUCCUAUUCUCAAUUCUGAUUUCCUCAGUCUAAUAUCCCAGUAGGAAUCUCUAGUCCGGUAGUUUAUCCUCUUUUUAGUGAUUUGUUUCUUUCCUGUGUCUUUCAGGCCCUAAUGCUGCUGUUUCAAGUAAUGGAAUCAAGGUAUUGUAUGAUGUCUCUAAUAAUUAAGACAAUCAAUCGUUAGUCAAAUAAUAGUCGCUCCAAAGUUGUCUCGGAAACUUAAUAUUGCUUUUUUCCUUUUCAGGCAGUCUGUGUCAGAUCGUUUUUAUCAGGCACUUUACUCGAAGCUCCUGGACCCGAGCUUAAAAGCCUCUUCAAAGCAGGUGAGUUGCGAUUGGCUGAAUUCCAACCUGCUUUCGAGGCUCAUUUACGUAGAAAAUCAACUGCAGAAGAUAGGAUUUUUGAAGGUGUUGUGUCACCCAAUUUCAAAAAUAUUUUGGUAGAGCCAAUAGAGACCUUUAGUUUCGAAGACGAGGACAGCUUAGUCGUGCGCGCGUUAGCGUGCGUAGAAAGCGUUUCCGUUUGGUUUCGGAGCAAACAAGGAGGGACGAGAAUCAGCAAAGACCGCGCGAAAAAUGGCGUUUCAUUUUUUGGCUCUCGUUUCAUUUCUCGCGCUGUCAAACCCGAAAAUGCCCUUCAACAGUCUUUCUUUGCUCCGAAACCAAACAGAAACGCUUGCUAUGCAGACUCUGCACGCGCGUGAACCAGCGUCAUUUUGGCGGGAAAACGUGGUAGCUGUCGUCGUUUUAUUACGAGGUUUAGCGCGAAUGUGGUAGUGAUGGAAACAAGUUAUUAAAUUUUAGAAGUUUUAUCGUUUUGCGAUCGGGAAAAGGCUUAACGUCCGUCAAUGAAAAUAACCGUGCUAACCUUUCUGGCGAAAAAUGAUUCAUUUAAGCUUCCCGGGGGUGUAUUUAAGUGAUCUAUCUUUUGUUUUUAUUUGUCUUGUUAACUUUCGGCAUCGUUUUGUUGUCGGCGUCGGAGUUUCGUUAGGGUCCUAUUCACGUACGGUAUCGGAUGACACGCUGCCCGAGCACUUGUGUUCGAUUACCGGCACAGAAUAGUGUUGUGGUCACACGAGUUAUAUUGAACUGUGUACACAUUCACAGCAAUUGUUGGUUGUGCAAAGAACUAAAUUGUGGUUUAAGUUUCUCGGAACAAGCGGAAAACAGCGCACACAGCAAUUCAUUUCCCAACUUUGGCGCCGGAUCUUUUAAGUCCCGACCUCGUCAUCAGACACCAACACCUUGCUUAAAUUUUGGCUUGGGUACUAGAAAAACUAAGUUGUGUUCACAUAUAACUAUUCAGCGAGAACCGAACUUGCGUACCUCUUUAGGGUACAAAGUGUGAACACAGCCUAAUGGAUAAAUUCUAUUCAGCCGUUUCCUCUUUUUUUGCUUUUAAGUAAGCGAUAAAAUACAUUUUCUACUGUACGUAUUUAUAACUUUCACCACGUCUCUUUUCUAGGCUGUAUUCCUUAAUAUUUUGUACAAGUCUUUAAAAGCGGACCCAUCAUUACAACGUGUGAAGGUAGGAAAUCAUCUUAUUGCAUGUAUUUUCAUAGGAGAAUUUGUGACCAUGAGGUUAGACUAUAGGUUGUCUUAACAUGAAGUAACUGCCCACAUCGUCAACAGAAGAAAAGACCCAUUCCUUGAUUUAUUGUUGGAGACACUUUUGACGAGAGCCACAAUCUUUCAUUUCAUUUAGCCAGAGCAUAAUCCUUUGUGGUUUGUUACAACAAAACUGUCACUAGCCGAGUUUUUUUCCUACGAGUGGCGAAUUUUAUUCUUCUGCCUCUAACUCUAAGGUUUUUAACCUUGAGAAAAUAACUAAAUCCAGCGUUUUCUAGCCUGCGAGCAGGCUUAUUUGUGUGAAUUCGGGGAAGAUUUUGACGGCGGAGCUGCUGAAAGCUCCCAAAAUUUUCCCCGAAUUCGAAUAAGUAUGAUGCCUGCUCGCAGGCUAAGUGUUUUUAACAUCAUGAAACUACUGCAUUAGAACUUGCUACAAUUGAGCUCUUUACUCCAUUGACCCCGUGUGCAGUUUUCGUUACUUACACGCCUUAAUUGUAGCGUUAUAGUCGUGGAAAUAUACUGUUUUUCAGGCAUUUGUCAAGCGGAUAUUGCAAAUUUGUAGUUUUCAGCAACCAUCUUUCAUCUGUGGGACGCUGUUUAUGAUUUCUGAGGUAAAUAUUUUGUUAGUUGUUGUUGUUUUGUUUUUUUUUGCGUGGCUUACUUAUCAACUAUUAGUGACACACAAUUUUUUUAAGUCGGUCUCGAUUGGACCAGACUAAGGUGAGGGAAAAUGGAGAGGAAUAACAAAACAAUGCGCAUGCGCGUAGCGUGAAAGGAUAAACCUAUAAAACCGACCCCGCAGUUUAAGAUGAAUGGAACUCGUUGAAUGGGUGUCGUCUUGAAAUAAACUGAUAAACGUUCCCAAAAACAAAACAAUAACAAAGAAACUAACAAACAUCUCAGUUUCGAUACUUCUGUUUGACUGUCUACUUAACUCCUAAGUGGAGCUUCCACUUAAGAACGCAAGCUGUGCUAUGCUACAGUUAAGUUACUGCGGCUUCAAAAGUUAACGUGGUGUUCAAUCUCAGUAAUGAACUAAAACUAGCGAAAACGUAAUGUUUAUCCCCUCACAUGAGUCAGUUUCAUUGACGGGAAGUGUCCAAGUCCUUAAUGUACUGAAACGCUCGAGUGAUUUUGUCGCCAGCGAAACUGACCCCUUUUUAAGUAUUAAGAGGGCUGGAUUCUGUAGAAAAAUGGCGAGAGAUUUAACGCAGUGGUUCGAUGUGUGAAGAAGCGUUGCGUGGCGACACAAACAACGGCUGCACCGAAGACAAUACGAAAUCGGAAUGGUUGUAAACAUUUUUACUCAUUUCAAUAACUGAAGUGCGCAACGGAUUUAGAAUAAAGAGGAAGUUUAUAAGAAAUGCGAUAAAUCGUUAAAAUGAAAGACUUUUUUUUUUUCAGUAAAACCGUUACUGAUAUUUGUCUUGUUUUUAGCUCACGAAACUUAAGCCUGGACUAAAGGGCCUUACCCAGCAACCUGAGGUUAGUGAAUUAACUUACAUUGGUAAGAUCAUUAUUAAACAAUAGUCGAAUUGUAUCAAACCUCAAUUAAGCUACCACCUGAUGCAAUGGUCUCAGUGAUCUUUUUGUUCGUUGCAUGUACUACGCUACUCAGAGUACGAGAAGAACUUGAAGAAACAAGACGGGUGUACAUAUUUUGUAACCUAAAAAAUUGCAUGCAAUGUAUUCUGUCUGAAAAGUAGACUUGUCCGAACCUCAGACCUCUCGCAGUUCGACUCUUCGCGUUUUGCUGAUCGCUUACGGGAAGUUCGACUGUACAUAUUUUUGGACACGCAUCUGGAAUCCUCGCAGUUUUUGCAGCGGCCAAUGACAUCAUCGCCAACUUGGCAAAGACGACAGAGCCUGUGAUCGAGAUCGAUCGAAGGUGUUCUUCAAAUUUCAUUUUUGUUGUUUGGAACGUUUGAUAUGAUGCUAGGGAGACAUAUUUUUUUAAACACAAAGUUGUGAUUUUGUCAUUCAGAUGUAAUUCCUCAACUGAGUUCCAGAGCGAAGAAGCACGUACAAUUGGCAUUAUUAACAAAAUAAACGAGGCAACUGUAACAAAACCCCUUUAAUAAAACCGCUUAGACUCGAGCAGGAAGACGACUACCAGGACGAGAGUUGAUUUGAUUUUUUUUUUCGGGUUUCUCGAAUAGCCCGAAUAGCCUUUUUGACCCUUGUUUUUUCUUUUCACCGAAAAAAUUAACAGGCAGUUUAUAUUUAUUGAAGGAGGUUAAACCCUCUCCCGCUCGCAAAAUGAUAUAACUUCUAAAAUAUGAUCACUUGUUUUCAUCACUACGACAUCUUCACUAAAACCGGAAGUGUUAUAUGCUUCUGCUAAAACCCGUAGUAGAGUGACUACGCCUAUCACGUUUUCCCGCCCAAAUGACCCCGGUUCAUGCGCGCGUACUACUUUGUAUUGAGAAAAUCUCGUACUCGUACAUUUUUUCGCAUUUAUCUGCCUCAAUUGACUUUAUUACCUAUACCAUGUGAUGAAGCGUUUCUUUUUUAUUGUCACGCUUUUUUGCUUAAAACAAUCUAUUGUUUUUAUCUUAAGCUUUCAGUUGUUAAAACUGAAAUGCAUGCAACGUUUGUAUUCGUCUUUCAUUAUUUUUGUAUUCAUUUGUUGGAGAAUUUUUCGUCGAUUUACGGAAUGAACCUGUUACCACUAUAUAUAAACACUUCACUAAAAAUAUAAUUUUCAUAUUUCCUGUAACAUCAACCGAGUGCAAUCUUUCUUCUUUAAAUAUGAAAGGUUGAAAGGUAACUAAUAUUCACAUUUACCUUUCGCCUUUUUUGUUUGUAUACACAGAGAAGCUUUUUGUAGCCAUUUAUUAUAGAAGUGUCUCUGUUCCUAUAAAAACAGUGUAAAACCUUGAUGUUAUCAAGUUUUAGUUUGUUAAUUAAUACUCUUAAAUCUAUUUUGCGUUGGGUCUCUUUCAUUUUCAAAAAUAACUCUAUGAGCUUAAGCGUGUUUAAGACCGUUUUAGACAGACAGUUCGCCAUGGAUCAAUCAGAUUGGCCGUCUCGGUUGGAAGGCCGCCGAUAUGCCUUUCCUGCCAAAGUUGUUCUAUAAAUUAACAAAAUUCCUUGCACCCAGUGUUCUGGCUCUAAGUUUUACGUGAGCAGCUUAUCUAAGUUGAAUUUUCAGUGGAGGUGGUGGCCAUUCGUUGUGAAAAGCUUAUUGCGGGAUGAAUUUGUCAUGUCUUCUUCUUGUUGUUUUUGAGAUCCACUUGGUGCUUCUGUGACGUAACUUUAUCUUUAAAGUGGCUGUCCUUGCCAUAUAAAAAGGUCUUCCUUUAGCCUGGGUUAUUACAGUACCUAUCUGUGUGACAAUGCUUCUUCACAUUACAGUGUUACUAACAGUUGUCGCUAUGUGGCUGCGAGUGCAGCGGGUGAACUACGUAAGCGCAGAAAAAGCGUUUAAGCACGGAGAUAUUAUGCUUGGAGCACUAAACGUGUUGCACUCCAAAGACUUCAAUAGUGACGAGUGCGGCGAUCUUUUUCCUGUCGGCGUGGGCCACACGGAAGCCAUGAUAUUCACAAUCGACCAAAUAAACAAAGACCCGACCAUCCUUCCUAACAUUACCCUGGGGUACGACAUUCGAGACUACUGCGAGACCAUCUCCAUUGCAGUGAAAGAGACCUACGAAUUUGUGAGAGAUAGAGAUCUUAAUCGCAUAUGGAAAAACACCUCGGGCUUCGACAGUUUAAACGAAACAUCUUCUUGCCGUAACAGCUUUAUCAAGAGUUUUGGGAGCGAUUUUUCUUCUUCUGUCAGCGUCGUUAUAGGACCGUACGACUCCGCCAGCGCCGUUCAAAUUGGGAGCUUGUUAAACUUCGCUAAUGUUCCCAUUUUAAGCUUCGCUGCUACAAGCGACGAAUUAAGCUCAAAUCAGUAUCGAUACUUCAUGAGGACAGUUCCCCCUGAUAAUCAGCAAGCUCGAGUGCAAGCAGAUCUCUUUGAGCAUUUUAACUGGACCUAUGUUGGCACAGUGGCACUCGAUGACUCCUACGGUCGGUUUGGAGUCUCUGCGCUGGAGAAUGAGUCUUUUAGACGAAAAACGUUUUGCAUCGCCUUUUCAGAGUUUAUUCCAAGACUCCGCGCGGCUGAGAGGAUUCCAAGAAUAGUCUCUCGGAUCAAGAAGAGAAUCGAAGUCCAAGUUAUUGUCGUGUGGGUGUUUGGUGGCUACGCAAAGCAGUUUUUCCAGGAAGUUUCGCACCAAUCUGUAGGACGCAGGACCUGGAUUCUUGGUGAUGCGACCACAGCACAAGAAAGCGUAGCGUUAGGCGAUUUUUAUAGUCUCCUGGACGGGGCCCUUGGCGUUCAGCCUCAAGAAUACAGAGACAAAACGUUUUUCAAUCACCUCACCUCUUUAACUCCGAAUAGCACGCGUUUAAGCGGAAAUCCGUGGUGGAAAGACUUCUGGAAGAAAAUUCGGAAUUGUUCCGUUGACAUUGCCAAUGAAAGAAACCUGAAUUGUGUAAACGUGCCACUGUCGAGCCAAGAAGCUGAGAAGCUGUUUGAUCCUUACCUUGUGUAUCUCACAGAUGCUUUGUUUGUAGUCGCCCACUCACUGGACAAGAUGUACAAGUGCGUUGACAAAAAAGGCCUGCUUCCCGGGGGAGCAUGUCCUCAGACAGAACCGUCCGUGAAAGGAAGUGAUCUUUUAUCAUACUUGAGAAAUGUCAGUUUUCAAGGGAAAACUGGUAUAGUUGAGUUUAACGAGAAUGGUGAUCCCCAGCAUUCGUCCUUCCAAAUUUUGAACGUGCAGAUCGGCAAAGGAUUUCAAGGUAAAGUUAUGGUGGGAACGUGGAACAGCCAAGAGAAGCGAAAUUUGCAGUUAAACGCUUCCAAGAUUAAAUGGGCUCGCAAGUCACCAUAUUUCGAUGUUCCAGUCUCGGUUUGCAGUCGGAGGUGUUCCCCCGGAACUCGCAAAGAAGUGACUACUUCGUGUUGCUGGAAAUGCAUCAAGUGCCCGGGGGGGACAGUCAGCGAGGAACCUGGGUCGACUAAUUGUACACAGUGCCCUGAAAAACAAAAAUCUAAUGAUGCCAAGACGAAAUGCGUUCUUUUACCGGUGAAAAACCUCCAGUUAAAAGAUGGAGCAGGUGUUUUUCUUGCUUUUGUGACAGCGGCAGGGAUUUGCGUUACCAUGGUGACGUUACUUGUGUUUAUAAAGUAUCGCGAGACUGCUAUUGUGAAAGCGUCAAACAGGCAGCUGAGUUUUGCCCUUCUUGUGGCUAUCUUCUGCAACUUAACGUUAGCUCUGCUAAGUAUUGCCGAGCCCACAGAUAUCAUCUGUCGCGUGAUACAGUUUUCCCGCUUCACUAUCUACACCACUUCUGUGUCGAUUCUCUGGCUGAAAUCUGUUCGAAUUUUCGUGCUAUUCCAGGUAGAUUCCUCUGAUAUGCCUCUGCAAGGCUACAUUUCCAAAGUCAAAUACCAAGUCGGCCUAGUCGCGAUUGUUAACAGCGUCGACCUGGUGUUGUUGACUGCCUGGUUCGCUACUGAUCCGCCGCUCAGAAGUGAAAAACUUCAACCUACAUUGUACAUCUUCUACACCUGCGAUCACUACAAAAAGUCAGCGGGACAAGUCCUGUAUUUCAUGCUUUGCUCCUACGUGCUGUUACUCUCACUGCUCUCAUUGUUUUACGCUUUCAAAGUCCGAAAGCUCCCUGACAACUUCAACGAGGCGCGUUUUAUAGGCUUCUCGUUGUACAUUAUCCUACUAUCUGCGAUUUGUUACUACACAGUGGAGUUCUCUGUCCAGCAUGGCUGGUAUGUUUCUGUUAUUGCCUGCACGACCACACUGGUAGAUUCUUUUGGUCUCUUGGGUUGUAUGUUUGGGCCAAAAGUUUUCAACAUCUUGUUUCACCCAGAGAGAAACUCAAAAGAGGCGAUGAGUUCACAGGUGGCAGCGUACGUCUGGCAGAACUCCCAGCUCAAAAACUUUUCCAUCCGUACCAAGCAAGCAACUACUAGUAGUAGCACGAAUUAUUCCAACACUGCCAGCGACUGAGAGGCUAAUUCAAAAAGUUGUGACAAGACUAAUUCAAAAAGUGGGAACUGUCACCACACUACGUGAAACAUAAAAACAAUCGCUUAAAAAGAAAAUGUACAGGAAGGUAUGAAUAACUACUCGGCAAAUACCCAGGUGAACAAAAGAUUAAAACCUCGAAUUGCAGUCGUGGUUUUUGAUAACUUUUUAACUUAAGAGUUUUGCACAGUUCUUUUUGUCUUUCUAACAUUUUUGAUAGAAUGCUUGGAAGAUAUAUACUUGUGUGAUCUGAAGCUGUAAUUUUGUCGUUGACAAGUAGUUUCCUCACUAACGUUAAGAUUUAUAGCGAUUAAGGGCUUUUAUGGAUAUAAAUAUCAGCAAAAUCAACUAGACAGCCGUGAUAUAGCCCCUUUAAGGCUAUGUUCACAUUACUAUACCGCAUGGCUCUUGCUCCGGCAGGAGAACCAUACCGGAUAGUGCUCCUGUUCACACGUCAGAACGGUGAUUUUGGCGCGAUUUAUGUAACGGAGGGAGCUUCGCCGCGCCGCUCUGGAAAGUUGAGCGUCACAUAUCGGAUACGUUCUGUGCCACACUUUGGUGCAGUGUGAACAGGUAUUCGGACCGUAGCUUAUGUGAAUAGGUAGGAGCGUGGCAUGGAACCCGCUGAGAUGGUGGUGAACAUUCAGGGGUGAGGACUGGUAUUUAGUGCACCAGUCCCUCUCGGCCAACCGCUCCAGCUUAAUGCGUGAUCUGAGUGAACGACUGGUUCUUGUACCCGGCCAUUGCUCUGUUCACACUAGAUCAAAUAGCUCGACACGAAAAGCUCUCUUGUAGCCUAUCUGGUAUAGUGUAAACAUAGCCUAAGAAUCAGCGAUUUGACGUAAAUAUACCCCAGAGAGACUUAUUUGGCUUGCAAUUGAGUGAGUCUUUGUUGCACAGGAAGAGUAGCGUACAUAAAACUGUAAGAAGUUCGGUAGUGUAUGUAAAAUAUAUAUAUACUUCUGAUCUUGGUGACAAAGUACGCCCUAUACUUCAGGUGCCUUGAAACUGUCAUAGAAUAGCAAUUGUGAAUACAAGUUGUUAUGGAUUCUUGAUACGCAUACGUCAGUUUCCUUGAACUUGCCUUACAGUAAGACUAUUGAAAGAAAAUAUGUCAAGAGAUGACGUAUUUUUUUCUGUUGUUUUAUUUAAACUUAGCAGUUGUCGAUAAAAAAUAUUACAGAUUUGUGGGAUAGUUACUGAACUAUAAUAGCAUAUAAGGCUGUUGUAAAUUGGUCCAGAAAGUACUUUAGAGGACAAUAAAUAAAUCUAUUGGCUUAAUCAACAUAGAGAAUGCUGUCUCAAUAUAGUCGCAAAGUUAUACCCCUGCCCAGCCACCGUUCCCACUCACUAAGAUCAGUUUAAGUCCAGUGCACUAAUUUAAUUUUUCCUUAGUGUCCUUUGUGACGUUUUUUUGACAACCUCUCCCUAAUGUUAUAAUGUGGUUUCAUCCAUUCUUGUUAUCUUUGUCUUACAUUGGUAAUCUUGUGAUUAGCUUGACAUUCUCGCCAAUCAGAAGAGUCAUAAGCAGUCAGGACUCUUUUAUUCCGUACGUUUAUUGGUGAUGUGACACAAUUCUGCCGGUGCUCAGUAUAAUUGCAUGGAGUUGUGAUUGGUUGAUGGGAUUUCAAUUGAGCUGAGUGGUGAAAUCCACACCAAAAUGCUGCUGCUGGUCGACGUAUUUAAAGCCAGAGACAGCUGUUGCGAGUUUCACAAUUUGUCGGGUGAAAUAUUUUCACGAUCUUCGUUGCAAGCUUCGGAAUACGUUGAUAUGAACGCGCCUCGAAAUCACGAAUUUUGUUGCUUUGUAGGAGGAUGAUGAUGAAGAGCAUUUUGUUGACAUUCAUUCGGACGAGGAAAGAGAUGCAGAGGAAAACAAUAACACAUCUGACAAUGAGUCUUUAUCUGAAACAGUGAACAAAAACAAGGGGCCUUAUCACGCACCCAAGGACCCGCACGCUAUAAAAUGCAGUGGGGCUAACACAGCGCAACCGUAUAAUCCCAAUCAUAGAAAUCCCUUGUACAGCGGAGCGGAAAGCUCUUGCUCAUGGGAACUAAAUAGACUGUCGAGGCAUUACCAUCCUACGGUGUGUCUUUUUGCUUCAACUCUUAUGAAGGUAAGCUUUGUACAUGAGCUGUAGCAAAAGCGUUUCUCUUUUUGUCUCAGUUAAAAAGGGGAGGGUGGGGGGCGACUUGUUCCGGUCUAGAUCCAGUCUCCUGCCUUGGGUGUCUCGAUGCUCCCGCGGUGGGGGGAGUACCGCGAGAGUCUCGAGAUACCCAAGGUUGGAGACUGGGCCUAGUCCCAGGACGCACGGGCCUUAACACUUGUCUUCACCGUGGAAGUGUUGUUAUUUUAAAUGACAAAAGACCUCAAGUUGUCAUCCCUAAUGUUUUUGCUGUAAGCCCGGUUUGACGUCGAGAUUUUGGGACGAAUACCCCGUGUAUCUUGUUGACUUGCCAUAGGGUGACUAUCCAACUAAAAGCGGGGCAGUCUAAACCUUCCUGGCCGGGUACUUCGGUAAGCAUGGGGUUUUACGAUUCUCCGCGAUGAUUUUCAGCGAAUUUCAGCGUUGCAACAUUAUUGAGACAUUGUUUGAAAUUGUCUUAACAUAAUACAACAUUGUCAUUGUCGUUGGAAAUAAUUUCCUCGUGCAAAAUGAACUGAAGUCUCUUGCUAGUUUUUGAAGAAACAUGCCGUCUCUAUUGUAAAGUAGUAGCAUUUAUUUUGAUUCUUUUUUUUUCUCAGGGAGGGGACAUUGAGUACAAGGGAGACCCUUUACAAGAUUUCACUCUCAUGAGGUAGAAUGUGUUGUGUGUUGCAAGUAAAGCAUACCAAUGACCUGUCAAUCACAUUAAGAGAGGUCCUUAAUGAAAAAAAAACAAUCCACUGUUUUAAGUUAUUUCUUCCCAGAAGUUGAUUAAUGAUAAAGGACAAUUUCAAAUGUGUAACUCCAUGAAAGGACCUGUUUGCGCGAAACAUAUUUUCAAGGGGAGUUUUGCCAAUGAACGGUCGGUCAAGUGUCGCUGUAUUUUCGGCCACAGACGGCUGAUAUAGAGCGACUAUCGGUUAACUCAGAAAGAGCUUACUGUCUUGCAGUUGAAGUAGAACAUAUUGUAUGGGGCUGGCUGAGCACAGUCUGACUACUGUUGUCCUGUGGUCCACUCCAUCACUUUCUGUGGUCUUCCUGUGAGAACCCUUGCCUUUGCUUCUUGUACUUUUCGUAGUCUUUCUAAUUUUUUUUUUUUUAACAGAUUUCUGGACAGAUUUGUUUAUAAAAAUCCAAAGAAAAAGGACAGAGGUAACUGCUAAUAAUCCUCCACCGUUAUUACGAAAAAAAAGAUUCCUUACUCGGCUUAGGGACUCGCGUUAGUGAACACGGCCGAUAACAAAAAAGAAGAUACUUACAGAGAAAUAUUCUUCAUCACCAACAAUUUCUUGAAAGUAGCACAGAGCAUUCGGAACCCAUCCGGAUACCUUUAUGAGUGACGUUUGCUGUUAUUCACACCCUCGUUUUCAUGAGGCUACAGAGUGGUAGCCCCGAUCACGGUUCAUUGCAGGGUGCUAAGUAUGAAUGUUUAUGACUUCGCGUUUCGUGCGUGAGAGCAGGUGGUUUCCCUGGCCAAUAAUUCUUAUUUUUUCCCGCUCGCGAUAUUUUUCGCACUUACGUUCUCAUCGCAAUUCUCCCUUCCGGUUUAAAUUUAUUUGGCUUACCAGGUUCUUAUAUGUAAAAUGUUUACGCAUUUCAGAUCACGGUGGUUCACUGAUGCAGCCAAAAACAACGUCAAGCAGACUCAGUGAGGAGCCUGGUAAGAGCUAGGGUUUCUCUUAAGAGUGACGUCAAACCAUGACGUAAGCAGGGGAUAACAAGCAAGCGGAUGCACCGGUGCAUCCCACAAUACAUCACAUUGUCGCCAAGGCACCAAUGUCCGCAUUUCUGUCCCUUGUAAGCAUGAUGGAAGAAAGCUCCAAUUAACAGAACAAUAAUAGAACUCUCUAACCUUCUAAAUCCAACUUAUUCGGUUUAUAGAGAGUCAGCGGAGGUUGAGGUAUAUGUGUGUUUUUUUAAAUUCGUAUCCUUUUCUCACGUUACUUCUGAAACCAUCCUGUCGUCAGUUUUUAUUGUUUGUUGCUCUGUGGAAAAGGGGCUUUUGUUAAGUGAGUAAGCCUCCAAAGCUUAAAUUAGAAAUUUUCCGAAGUAAUUCACCAAUUUAUAUUGUCGUCAAGUAUGUUGUGUAUUGUCUUUUGCAGUGAAUACUAAAGCUUUUCUUGUGAAGAAGGAAGAAGAAGUUCGGGAAGAUGAGCUCUUUUUUUACAGGUAUGUUUUAUUAAAUUAAUGUUAUGUGGGUGCUUAAAAAUCUGAUGAAAACAAGUCUGAAUUCUUUUUUAUACAUGUAAGCCCAUUUUCUGGCGUAUAAUUAUCUAUGUCCUGAUGAUAUGCAACAACCAAUCCACCCCGUCUUUAAAGCCCUUUAAUGAGGUUUCAUAAAAAAAUGCACUCUAUUUGAGUGUCAAUGUAUUUUAAUUUACCACGAGAGUAAUUGGGUACAUUGUUUUUACUGGAGACGGAACCGCCAAUUUCCCUAGUCAUUUGAGCCACGCAAAGGUCCAGCUGCUAACAGGGCAAAAGCAGCACUUUCAUUUCUCAGUUAUUUUGAGUAUUGGCCCGUCCCCGGGAAUCGAACUCGCGACCUCCCGCUCUGCAUUCAAGUGCUCUAUGAACUGAGCUAAUCCUGCGGUGGUCAUCAUGCUUUAAAACCAGUCCGUUUCAGACUUGAUACAAUAGUCUCUACUGAGACAUGCAACGAGUUCGUACUUCUUAGUCCAUGGACCUGUAAUGUCAUUGGGGGAUCAAGGGGUCGGGCGCGGAGGUGGGGGGGGGGAGGCCCUGCCCCCACCCCCACCUUAUUUUUAAGCCAAACUGAAGCCCGAGGCCGCCCCCACCACCCCUCUUUACUUCGGCUUUGAAUACGCGGGGCCCCCACUUGAAGAUGUGAAUCCACCACAUUGUUAAAUAAACCUUCUUCAGUAGCAGUUCUCCCAACCAGGGACGGGUAGGAGAAAACCGUGGGAACGAGGUUGCAGUGCUCCACAUUGUCAAAUGUCAUUUAUUUUUUUUAGCGUUUACACACAAAAAAAUUGGAAUUUUGCGUGAAAAAGUCAAGUAGUAAAGAAUGACCACGAUUGGUGUGCCUUCGUGUAUCGUACUUGUGGUUGGUUUCGUGCGGAUAUUUUUCGCCAUUUCAAUGCUUGUUUGACAGUUGACUAAUUUUACACAAAGAAUAAAUGACUUUGUCUCUUCUUGUCAGAUAUUUUAAACAGAAAGCAGAAAAAGAGAAGCAAGGAAAGAAAAAAACAAAAGAUUCCGAUGAUGAAGAGUCUGAAAAUACCACAAAUUUUGGUAAAUGGUAGAAUUUUGUAACAUUUUUCAUUGUAUUUAUUGAGGGAGUUUGCUUUGUCAAUAUUUUUUCUUUUUUCAUUCAGGUAUGUAUCUUGAAUUUAUUAUACUUACUGAUAACAGUCUUUUUUUAUCUCUUUAAGUGUUGAUCACUGGGUUCAUUCAAGUUUCCUAUAACACGACAAGAAAAAAAGCUCAUAUUCCCAUUAGUACUCGCCCUCUACACUAAGCUGACCUGUCUUUACGUCUACUAAACAAAACAGUUACAAUUAAGUACUCUGGGUUCAGUUCCUGGAACGCCUUAGCCUGUGCCAGGAUCUCAGAUAGUAGAGUAGGGGCGUAGCGAAAACAAGGACCUGGAAACGAUGGCGCCAUCUCUCUCCCCAGUCCCCAUGCGUUUUUCGCAUCACUGUUCACAAUUUCUGUACAUCAAGGACUUUAAGAUGGGUCACUACGGUCGCCUGGGACGGUUGGAUAGAUGUCACAUCACGCAAAACACGCGUGACAUUUUACCAUCGUCCUUCUGGGACGGUAUGUUUUCGCCGUCCUCUGUUUUGUUGUCCGAAUCUUAAAUUGAAAAUAUUCGCGCCUUUUUGCCGUUGGCCCCAGGUCGCCCGUACACGCAUUCAACCGUCCCAGCCUACCGUAGUGAACUAUCUUAAAGUCCCUACUACUUGGAGCAUGGAACAGGCUUGAACGGCCGAUUAGUGCCAAUACUACUAUUCAGGAUUGAAACUUCAAUCCGCUGUUGUAUUCACAGUCUUAUAGAUUACUCAGUCGGACUAUCAUUUUGUUGUUGUCAUAACUGUAUCUUACAAGGCAAAGGCUCAACAACAAUUGACUAGUUACAGUCACAUGUCAGUAGACAAGAGAAUAGCCGUUUUUGUCUGGUCACGAACGCUCCUCCCCUUUCUUGGGGAGGAGUGUUACGUGACGAGACAAAAAUGGCCGUGCGGGAGAUCAUAACCAAGAGGACUGUGCUCUGAUGGAUUGAACUUAGGCGUCUUUGGAGGUACCGGUCCUUCCCUUUAAUUUUACUCCGCUAAUUUCCUCGUCAUUUUCUCUACCUCAUCUACACCCAACAGAAAAAUCGCACGCUGAAAAUACGAGGUCCUUAGACGCAAUUUGCCCACCUGCUAACGCAACCAUCCUUUCAAUUUUAACAGAUAACAUUCAAGAGCCCUCCGACGAGGAGUUUGAUUUCGCAAGGUAAGCCUGUGUUAUUAUCAAUUAGUACUGUGCGGUUUUCUCCCCUGUCUCUUUAGUAGGGAUCCUAACCAAACACAAAGGCGCGCGGUGGCCAGGAGAGCGUGUAAACAGCAGUAAGACGAUCAUAAACUGCCGUGACUGCCGCGGAUGAGCCCCUACCCCCCCCCCAGUUAUAUGUCCAUCUACCUAUAACCAAAAAAUAUAUCCGAUUAUAUGCCCGCCCUGUGGAAGCCCCUUGUAGUAUGCAUUGAAAUGAAUAUAAUUUAUUGUGACGUUUUGAAGCUUAAUUAUCCUGUAUACAGACGCCUCUUCCCUUUUUGAGGGGAGGGGGCGUCUGUCCAGAGGCUGAAGCUUAAUCAAAUAUCAGUAAAUGCAGACCAGCGUAGUCAGGGCGUAGUCAGCAUUUCGACUAGUUGUAGGCCUGCACUGUCCUCACCAACACUUCGACGUCUUAAGCUUUUUAGCUUACCUCAACAACAGUAGAGUGAUCAAACCAAAAAUUUGUAGGCCUGGGCCUACAGGUUUAUAGGCUGCCUACGCAGCCCACGUGGUUUUCUCUUUCCUGAUACCGUCUUGGGCAAAAGUAAUCUGAUAUGUUUUAUUUUAUUAUUAUCAUCAUCAUCAUUCUUCUUCUUCUUCUUCUUCUUCUUCUUCUUCUUCUUCUUAUUAUUAUUAUUAUUAUUAUUACUAUUAUUAUUUUUAAUUUUCUCUUUCAGUGAAUUUAAGAGUUCUAAAAAAACUAUGAAAAAUAAAGACAAACUCGCCGAAAGUGACGAGGAAGAUGAAAGUGGUGACGAUGAAGAUAGUGGCAGUGAAGUUGAAAACGCGGAGGAAGAAGAGCAACGUUCGUCGGAAGACGGUAAACUUUGGAAAUCAAAUGUAUACAAGUUCUCAACUUUGUCUUCGUAGUAGACAUUCGUAAUUGAAAAACGCCACAGCACAUUUAUCGAUACAAAGUAUGCGAUAGUACUUCACCAUAGCUUUCAACUUAAUGUUCUGAGUUGAAGAUUUAUCCUUUCGAUUCUUGCCACUGUGGCGUAGAUCGGAAAAAGAUUUAGCCUUCGUUCUCACGGUCCACCGGGAACUCUGAAAGCAAUCUUCAUUUGGAUGGUAAUACUGUGGCAUAGUGUGCACAGGAACGCCAGGUUUGACCCUUUAUCCUUACGGAAUGUGUUCGUUAUUUUCUCGCCUGUAGAGUUUGAUUACGCCGCCAUGGAUUUUUCAUCAUCGGACGAAGAUGAAACAGGUUGGUUGUAUCUGAUUUCGUUGCUUACGAGGUGAAAAUUUUAUAUCCUUGAAGUAAUACUCUAUUUCUUUCGUAGAAGAACAUAACAAACCCAAGAGCAAAAAACGAAAACUGACGGAUAAAGACUAUGAGAAGGUAAGCUCUAAUCUAUGCUAAUUAGCCUUUUGCGAUACCGGUUGCAGCGCUCUACCAACUGAGCUAACUGGAGUAGGCCAUCGAGCUCGUUUGGGAUUUUUGAAAACGUUAUCGCCAGAUAGACCUUUUUGCGUCCAAAAGUUUUUUUCGGCCAAAAACUGUCUCCAAAGUAGCUGUUAUAAAAACUAAGAGUGCAAUCUUACCAUUACUUUUUUCUCCUCUCCUCCUUUCUUCUCCUGGCUCUUUCUUUUUCUCCUUUCCUUUUUUUUCGUUUCUGUGAUUUUGGAGCUUCUCAGGUUUAAGAAACCUCCCUUUUGAGGCGCCUUUUCACUCAAAUGACUGCAAAUUUCGUUAGGUUGGUUUACAAAAAAUCAGUUAGAUAUGAACAUAUGGAUUUCAUACAUAGGAAAUUCUAAAGUUGCAUCUUUUAAAUUCCGAUGAUCUUUUUUCAUUUAAUUCUUCACCCCUCAGUUCCUCUAUAUAUUUGUCAUAUAUUCCAUGUAUCAUCGCCAUCCUUUCAUGGGUUUAUAACGAACCAACUCAAUUACUUGCUUCCAGUUGGCUUGUUAGUUCAAUCUGUAAUUGGUAGAGCACACCUUAUUAAUUUGCUGGUUCCGGGCUAUGGUUUAAUAACAAUGACAAGUGCCUGUGAAAACAUUCGUAACGUGUGCUUGAUUCCAAAAACAAGAUAUAGAUUUAAGUAGCUCUUUUUUUUUGGUGCUUUAUUUUAAAAAAAUUGUGACCCUUAUCCGAUGAAGAGGUCAAUGGGGUUCAAAUCAGACUUCUCAAACUCAUUAAUAAUUCAUAAAAAAAUACAAAGGAAAUUUACGUUUAAUGAGUGUUUGGAAAUCAGAUGAAAAACUGCUAAUUUUUGCAUCCUUGAUUUCUCCUUCUAAAAUCAUUUUGUUUGAGACGUGAUAUCAAGCAUUCGACGCAAUGUUUCAUCACCAGAUGAAAGACUUCGAAGUUCGUCAAAAAUAGUCCGCUGCGAGUCGUAUUUUCAAGUCUCUUCUCAGUGUUUCAUCUGGUCAUAAAACAUUGCGUCUCAUGCUUGAUACAUUACCUCUCUGCUCUUCUGCACAUUAUAUAGCAAUUAACGCUUUUUGUAAUCGAGUAAAGCCUCCCUUUAUAUGAAGAAAACCUGUCCCGGGUAGAUGGUUUACCCUUUCAGCCGAGUCAACUUUAGAAACAAGUUGACCUCUUUGCCCGAGCCAGUAGCGUUCGCGCAUGCUCUGAUUGUUUUGCCUUACCGAUUUGACCCGGCUGUCGGCAGAGCCAUAGUGUUUAUAUGGAGAAAAGCUAGCCAGGCUAGAAGGGUAACCCUACGGUCACAAAAGGGUGAUUUGGCUAGGCAGGUCACCCUUCUAGUCAAACGAACUGUUUAUUUCCUGGGUAAACGGUUCGCCUCAUUUUGUAAGGAAAUAGAUGAACUGUUGGCUCGCCCAGGGUAGCUCGGUAGGCGAGUGACCCUUAUACCCUACACAACUUUUUUGCACAUAAACGGGACCUAAAUAGUGUGAAUGGGAAGGAAUAUGAAUAAUGAAAAUAGGAAGUGUUUAAGUGUAUCUAGGCGUGGUGGUUUGGUAUAAGUCCAUGUUAAAUUAGCUUUGUUUGCUUUAUUGCUUUGCUAUGCAACGCUGCUGAUGAACAUUAGAACAGCAAGAUCUGGGAGAAGUCAGUGAUGUUUAACAUGUUAACUGUUUGUCCUUGUUCUCUAGGCUCUACUCGAAAACCUGAGCUCCGAUGAGUUUUCUGAUGAUGACGACGAAACCCAGAGUUCGAAAAGAAAAUCAAAGAAAAGAGAUACUGAAGGGUAAGUUAGUUCACUGAUCAACUCAAAGGAACUGUGUCACCAAAUUUGUCACAGUUCAGACAGUGGGAACUGCCAGCGAAUGAAGUGAAACUUUAAAAAAUAACCUCUCAAGACGUUAAAAGAAGGUAUGAAUAACACAACAAAUACAAAAGGAAACACGGAUGGACAUACUUAAGAGAGAUUGAAACGGAUUGCAAUUUUGGUUUCUGGAAACUUGUUAGCCUAACAGUUUUUCAAAGUUUGGUUUUGUCGUUUGUAACGUUUGAUGUAGUGCUUGGGAGGCAUAUUUGUUUCACGCAAAGCCGGCUGUGAUUUUGUCAUCCAAAAGUUCUUUUUCAAGUUUCAUAGCGAAUGAGGAAAGAAGAAAUGAAGUAGUCUGCCAUGACACAGCACUUUUAAGGCGCGUUUGAUUGAAUAAAGAGAGCAUAAUAACAGACCAUGUUACAAAUGAGAGCAGACAACAAGAAAUGGGAACUUGCUGACUCAGGAAGUUCACCUACAGUGAUUCGAAAACCCAUUCAAGGUGGUGAGAACAUGAUCAGUUCAGCCUUGUGAUCAGACGGAACACCCGGCUGGCUGAGAGCUUAUGAGAGAGAGGUCAUGGAUCACGACAGGUGCAAAUGACGUUGAAAAUCCCCUUCUCCCCGCACCACAGCUCUCUGUGAGUGCGGGGUGAUUUGGGUAGCCUGAGUACUUGCCUAGUUUAACUAUUAAACACACUGCGUAAACACAUUGCAUAGCCAAACUGUGGCAAAAUUUGCAAAAUUUGUGUUUCGCGUAGCUGAACGGGGAAACGUUGCGGUUACAAAAAUGCUUCCUAAAGGGGUUUUACCACCUCAUUUCUCCUUUCUUUGGCAUGUGCGCUUCUGUGUAACGAGCCUUUUUUGAUUCCCAGUGUUGGCGAAUAUAGCACACAGUGAUACCAUGAUCAAACUUCAUUUCAUUAAAAACGCAGUGCAUCAUCAAAAAGCUUCGCUGGAAGAACAUUUUGCAAGGGACGGCUUGAUUCAUACCGAGACAUAGUUAUAGGACAACCUUUGUUUUGUUUUUCCUUAGGACCGACGUAUCAUCGAUGUUUGCAUCCGCAGAAGAGGUACGGUGUAGCAAUUUAAAUUUUUGCAGCUUUAAUAAUUUGUACUGUCUUAACAAGAAAGACCAAAUCUUCCGCUCGUCGCAAACGAGAGACAAACUGAAGACGUUAAUGAUACAGGAGUAUGAAUUCAGGGUAUGAAAUACAUUAAUUGUAGUUAUCAUAUUUUCAGUUCGCUCAUCUUUUGGAGAACUCGAACGCCUCACGUGGCGGGAAAUUUGACGUCAUGAGAGCGGGCGCCAGCGAUAAGCAGUUGAAAUGGGAGGAGAAAAAGGCGGGAAAGAACUGGAAAAAAGACCGGGGCCGACAGAGAGGUCAGCAGAAAGGUCCUCAACGAAAGGCUAAUUUUAACAAGAGAAAUAAAUUUAAUUCCAACAGAAGAGGUGGAAAGAGACCAAGAUAGUAGAGGAAAAGUUUUUAUAUUCCUGCCUGAAAAGUCGUAUUAACACCUUCCAGCAAUAUCAUGAACUGAUGCAUUUUAUUAUGACAUUUCAAACAGAGGUUAUAAAUAGCGUGAAUCGUAUAACAUA
Porites lobata is the source of this 30309-nucleotide messenger RNA. The record is from the annotation of a GenBank genome assembly. Lineage: Eukaryota; Metazoa; Cnidaria; Anthozoa; Scleractinia; Poritidae.